Molecule: messenger RNA, 3307 nt
Organism: Zootoca vivipara (common lizard)
Lineage: Eukaryota; Metazoa; Chordata; Lepidosauria; Squamata; Lacertidae
Gene: EPS15L1
Product: epidermal growth factor receptor pathway substrate 15 like 1
Biological process (GO): endocytosis; endosomal transport
Cellular component (GO): cytoplasm; clathrin coat of coated pit; plasma membrane
Molecular function (GO): cadherin binding; calcium ion binding
Source: RefSeq, a predicted model, not a curated record
GAGGAGGAGGAGGAAGAUGGCGGCGCUUGGCCCCCUCGGCGGAGGAAGCGGCGGAGCGCAGCUCUUCGCCGGGACCCCCCUCUACGAGACGUAUUACAAGCAGGUGGACCCAGCCUGCACGGGCCGGAUCGGGGCCAGCGAGGCCGCCCUCUUCCUCAAGAAAUCGGGGCUGGCCGACGUCAUUCUGGGGAAGAUCUGGGAUAUGGCCGAUCCGGAGGGUAAAGGCUUCUUGGACAAACAGGGCUUCUUCGUGGCGCUGCGGCUGGUGGCCUGCGCGCAGAACGGGCACGACAUCGCCCUCGCCAACCUGACCUUGGCACUGCCUCCGCCAAAAUUCCCCGACAGCACUAGCCCCCUGCUGAUCUCCUCCUCCUCCUCCUUGGACGCUCACUGGGCCGUCAGGAUGGAGGAAAAGGCCAAGUUCGACGGCAUCUUCGAGAGUCUCCUGCCCGUCAACGGCUUGCUCUCGGGGGACAAAGUGAAGCCGGUUCUCCUGAACUCCAAGCUGCCUCUCGAUAUCCUGGGAAGGGUCUGGGAUCUCAGCGACAUCGACAAGGACGGCCACCUCGACCGAGACGAGUUUGCGGUGGCGAUGCACUUGGUCUACCGUGCGCUGGAGAAGGAGCCCGUGCCGCCCGCCUUGCCCCCGCCCCUCGUGCCGCCCUCCAAGCGGAAGAAGGCGCCCUCCCUCCCCGGGGCCGUGCCCGUCCUGCCGGCCAGCCCCCCGCCCAAGGACAGCCUGCGCUCCACCCCCUCGCACGGCAGCGUCACCAGCCUCAACAGCGCCGGCAGCCUCUCGCCCAAGCACAGCCUCAAGCAAGUGCAGCAGCCGCCCACGUCCUGGGUGGUCCCCCUGACGGACAAGCUCCGCUACGACGAGAUCUUUCUGAAGACAGACCUGGAUUUGGACGGCUUCGUCAGCGGCCUGGAAGUCAAGGACAUCUUCAUGCAUUCGGGGCUGUCGCAGAACCUCCUGGCACACAUCUGGGCCUUGGCGGACAUAAGGCAGAUGGGGAAACUGAACAAGGACCAGUUCGCGCUGGCCAUGCACCUCAUCCAGCAGAAAGUCAGCAAGGGCAUUGACCCUCCGCAGGUCCUGCUGCCGGACAUGAUCCCCCCAUCAGAGAGGACCACACCUGCCCAGACUCUCCCCGGUUACUUGGCUUCCGUGGGAACCGAGGUCUCGACGCUGGUGGAAAUGCGUCGUGACAGCUGCAGUUCCGUCGGGUCCGGGGGCGAAUUCAGCGGCAUGAAGGAGCUGGACGACAUCGGCCAAGAGAUCGCCCAGUUGCAGAGAGAGAAGUAUUCCCUCGAGCAAGAGAUCCGAGAGAGGGAAGGAGCGAUUCGGCAGAAGACCAACGAAGUGCAGGAGCUGCAGAACGACCUGGACCGGGAGACCAGCAGCCUGCAGGAGCUGGAGGCCCAGAAGCAGGAGGCUCAAGGCCGCCUGGACGAGAUGGAGCAGCAGAAAGCCAAACUCAAGGACAUGCUGAGCGACGUCCGGCAGAAGUGCCAGGAGGAGACCCACGUGAUCUCGUCGCUGAAGAUGCAGAUCCAGUCCCAGGAGUCGGACCUGCGAUCCCAGGAGGACGACAUCAGCCGGGCCAAGUCCGAGCUCAGCCGGCUGCAACAGGAGGAGUCCCAGCUGGAGCAGAGCAUCCAGGCCGGAAAAGUCCAGCUGGAAACCAUCAUCAAGUCGCUGAAGUCCACCCAGGAGGAAAUCAACCAGGCGAGGAGCAAACUGUCCCGCUUGCAGGAGAGCCACCAGGAAGCCCACCGCGGCAUCGACCAGUACAACGAAGCAUUGAACGGGGUGCUUGGCGGCAGCAUGACCAACCUGGCGGAUCUGAACGAGGGGAACCCCCAGAAGGACCGGGGCGGCAGGUUCGGGACCCUGGACGACCCUUUCAAGAACAAGGCCCUCCUGUUCAGCGGCCACACGCAGGAGCUUCCCGCGGACCCUUUCCAGGCGGAAGACCCCUUCAGGACGGACCCUUUCAAGGGCGCGGACCCUUUCAGAGGCAGUGACCCCUUUCUGAACGACCCCUUUGCGGAGCAGGCCCCCGUGGUGGUGGCGGCGGCGGUGGCAGAUCCCUUCGGAGGAGAUCCGUUUAAGGAAAGCGAUCCCUUCCGCGCCGCAGCGGCGCCCGAGGAUUUCUUCAAGAAGCCCGAGAAGAGCGAUCCGUUCACCGCGGACCCCUUCUCCAAAAACCCCACGCUGCCCUCCAAGGCAAACUUAUUUGAAAACAGCGACCCCUUCCAGACUCCGAGUGUCGUCGCCACCGCUCUGAAAGGGCCAGAUCCUUUUGGGACACUAGAUCCCUUUGGGAGCAGCAGCUUCAACAGCGGCGGGGCCGGCAGCGAAGGCUUCGCCGAUUUCAGCCGGAUGUCGAAGCCUCCGGCUUCUGACCCGUUCUCCGCCUCCUCUUUCGGGGGCUUCCCGGACGACCCCUUUAAGAGCAAACUAGACACCCCCGCCCUCCCUCCGAAGAAGGGCAUGCCUCCGAGGCCCAAACCGCCCAGUGGUAAAUCUCCUCCUGUCAUCCAUGUCGGCUCUUCCGAUUUUGACAAGCCCCCCGACCCGUUCCGGCCGUUCGGGGCCGACACCAGCGACCCGUUUCAGAGUAGAAAGGGGUUUGGGGACCUUUUUAGGGGGAGAGGCCGCUUUUCUCCCCCCUCGGCAGGCAAGGCUCCCAAGGACCCUCCUUCCACGGGAUUUGCUGACUUCAGCUCUCUUGGCAAUGAGGAGCAGCAGCUCGCCUGGGCGAAGCGAGAGAGCGAGAAGGCGGAGGAGGAGCGCCUGGCACGGCUCAGGAGGCAGGAGCAGGAGGACCUCGAGCUGGCGAUUGCCCUCAGCAAAGCGGACAUGCCCGCCUCCUAGGGGGCUCUCCGGGGGGGGGGAGACACACUCCCUCUCCCCCCAUUCUGCCGCUCCCUAGACCACCACCCACCAACCCGGUUUCCGUUCGACGAAGUGAACCGCCUCCUUCUUGAGACCGCAUUUGGCUCGGGGAGCCCCACUCUGCGGAAAAGGACACAGAACUCGCACGGGGUCCCCGUCUCCUUACACGGAUGGACAGGUGGGGAGGGGACCGCCCCCCCCCCAAUCCCAGAGAAGAAGCUGCUCCUCACCCCCAGGUGAACUCAGCCUGCCGUUCCCCCUCUUCCAUUCAUUUUUUUUGCCAAGGGGGCACCCCUCUGCCAUCGGAAAAGGCCCACUUCCUCGCUCCGGACCUCUUGCUCUUUGAAACCUCCCUUGGGGGGGCCUGGGUCUUGCUCAGCUGUGCCAGCCUUGGGUGGGCAUAGG